AUGCUGGUCCUGCUGAACGUGGCCGUCGCCUCCAGGAUCGAGGUUGUUGUGUCGCCAAGGAAGAAACACAACACCAUCUCCGCCAGAUUCUGUUCCCUCAGAAUUCUCCUCUUGCUGGUGACCACGGCGGAGGUGGUGGAGACGUCGUUUGGUAUGUUGUGGACGUUCCUCUUCAUCUUGAUGGAGGAUGUGUCUCAAGCCUGGUAUCCUGACUUCACCUACCUCGAGCUCUUACAGGGCCUCGCUCUGGGCAUCGACUGCUUACUUGGGGAAGUCCCCUUUAUGUUCCUCUCCUCGUACACCAUUCAACACUUGGGUCACCUGACCACCAUCGCAGUGUCUCUGGCGUCCUUCAGCACGCGUUUUCUGCAGUACUCCUUCGUCAGCAACCCCUGGUUCUUCCUGGCCAUCGAACUCCUGCAUGGGAUGUCCUUCGGCCUAAUCCUGUCCAGCGUUUCCUCCUACGCCAGUGUCCUCGCACCCAAGGGCGCCGAAGCCACCGUACACAGCCUCGUCAGACUCUGCUUGAUGUUUGGUUAG
Messenger RNA from Homarus americanus (American lobster), 540 nucleotides. Its product is annotated as major facilitator superfamily domain-containing protein 6-like protein B. Bases 1 to 540 code for a protein of 179 amino acids. NCBI's taxonomy places the organism in Eukaryota, Metazoa, Arthropoda, Malacostraca, Decapoda, Nephropidae. Gene Ontology annotation, cellular component: membrane. The record is from RefSeq and is a predicted model, not a curated record. The transcript has 3 exons.